Molecule: messenger RNA, 2598 nt
Organism: Acanthamoeba castellanii str. Neff
Lineage: Eukaryota; Discosea; Longamoebia; Acanthamoebidae
Product: DNA methyltransferase dnmt5, putative
Exons: 12
Coding region: 1-2598 (865 amino acids)
Cellular component (GO): nucleus
Molecular function (GO): methyltransferase activity
Source: RefSeq, a predicted model, not a curated record
AUGCUCUACCCCUGGGUGCAGCUGCUGAAAUGGGAGGGCAUUGCGCCUUUCGGCCCAAAUCUCGCGGCGGAUCACGCCCAGUCGAUGCGAGCCAACACCUUCGUGCCCGUGGCCCACGUGCUGUUCGUUGUGGAGAGCAGCAGGCCCGAGCGUGGCUGGACCCGGUUCGUGCUGCGCGACCCGACCGGCACCGUGCCUGCCGGCACCACAGACAGCGACGUCGCCGCCAAGCUGGUCGUCGGUGCCGCCGUCAAGCUCACGAACGUGCGGCUGGUGCCCGACUCAGCCUUCUGCGGCCGCCUGGGGAUCGUGAUCGCCUGGGAGAACCUGGGUCGAGUGGUCGCGCCCAAGUCCAAACCGGGCAAGCCACACACGAACAACAUAUCGACGUUCAAGGAAACCACGCCGUUCUCGAUCUAUACGUCGCUGGAGGGCGUGAAGAAGGACGAGGUGGCCGAUAUCACCUACCGACAGUUCAGGGCAGAAUGGACGCGACGGCAUCCCUCACCAACAGCACCUCCACCACCACCUCCACUUCCCACCCAUACCACCGCGACUGUCUCGUCGGGCGACGAAAGCUUUUCUUCGCCCAGCAAGGAAGUGCUCCAGCAGCAGCCAGUCGCAGAAACCGUCGACGCGCUUCAUCAUCUCGUCGAAGAGGAAGAAGAGGAUGCGGGGGAGUCGGACCUGAGUCAGCCCUCUGACCUGCCGAGCAGCCAGCCAUCGGAGGGAGACUCGUCGGCGGGCCAACGACGAACGAGCGCCAAGCGGAGGUACCUCAAGCGGGUGGAAUCGGAUCCGACCCUGCCCGACUCGCAGCCGUCGCCCCAGAGCCCGAGGGCCUUCCCUCGAGCCGAGGAAAGCGAAACGGCCAAGCACGACGACGUCGACGGCAGCGACGAUGACGAAGAAGAACGAAAAGCGAGCACGAACGCGGAGGCUGCGACGACGGCCAAGAGAACGAAAGCAAAAGCAAAAAAAGUGACGAAAGCGAAAGCGAAAGCCAAAAGCGAAGCAGAGGACGAACUGGUCAAGAGAAAGCGAGGGCGCCCGAAGAAAGAGGCGAUCGAGACGGAGGAGGAGCGGAUCAAGAAGCACAGGAAGAGCGAGGAGCACAAGAAGAAGUUCGUGGAGCUCUUCAUAAAGCACGCGAAGCCGAAGGUGGUGAUGACGCCCGUUGUGCCGCUGGACGAGCAAGCGCGUCAACUGCUCGACCGGUGCGAAUUCCAGCAGUCCCAACGGCUAUCGCAGCACCAAAGUCAAAGAGCGAAGAGUCAGCGGAUUGGCGACAACGAAAACGAAAGCGAAGACGAAGACGAAGCGGAAGCCGAAGCCGACAGCGAAGAAGACCUUACACAAGAUAUCAACCAGCUCGAGGUUGUUCUCACUCAAUGCAAGCAGCUGUGCGAAAGCGCGCUCCGGGCGCUCAAGCUUCUCGGCAUUCGGGUCAAAGCCUACUUCGUCGUCGAAAAGGAUCCCCUGGCGAUGGACGUGGUGCGGGCCAAUUUUCCGCCUGAGGAACACCCCUACAUUCGCUACCUGGGCUGCGUUGAGAAAAUCACCACGGCGGACCUGGAGGACAUCGGUGCUGCGCCCCGACUCAAGCUUCGCUCUUUGCGAACUCUCGAGCGGAAAGAAACCGGCCAACAACUGACGUCUUGCGUGUUUCCCAUUCCCAGACCCGUCGACCUCUUCAUCGGCGGCUCGCCUUGUACCGAUCUCUCGGUCCUGGGCAAAAAGAAAGGCCUUGACUGCCCCGAGGGCUCGAGCUACCACUUCUACGAUUUCCUGCGGAUUUUGCAGGACCUGCGUCGCCUGUGCAACAGCGACAGCCACAACGUCUUCUUUCUGCUCGAGAACGUGGCCUCCAUGAGCCGCAAAGACAAAACCAAAAUCUCAGAUUGCAUGGGCGUGGAGCCGGUGAGGAUCGACAGCAAGGACAUCACCAACGUGCGCCGGAAUCGCUACUACUGGCACAACAUCCCGCGCAACAUCAAUGCCCUCCCCAAAGCCACCUUCCAGGAGCUGCUCAGCCAAGACGGCGAGGCGUUGGUGCUGGUGGGCGGGUGUAUCACGACCCACAAUGCCACCAUGGAGUACCUGAAGAAGUCGCUCGAGGAGCUUCUUGCCCGUCCGCAGGACCUCAAGCGCUACAACACCAUCAAGAUCAAGGGACAGGACAAGUGCCGGUCACUCAAAGCCACCGAAAUGGAGCGCAUCCUCGGCUUUCGCACCAAAGAUUCGAACGAGCGAGAGUACACGAAGGAGGGGAGGGACAUCAACGGCCGCGUGUACAUCCUCACGAAGGCCCAGCGCAACAAGCUGCUCGGGCAGAGCUUCGACACGCGCGUGAUUGCGCACCUGCUGACGCCGCUCCUCAAGCUGUGCGCCGGCGAGGAGCAGCUCGAGUCGCGCAUCCUCCAGAUCCGCCGCCAGGUCACCCUCUCGCAGAUGCACUUUGUCCAGCCCCGGCCCAGGCCCGCCGCCGCCGCCGUCAUCAUCGACAAGGGCAAGGACAGGGCGAUUGACGACGAAGACGACGAUGCUGAUGAAGAGGAAGAAGAAGACGACGACUUCCCACUGACCCAGGCGGGUUGA